This is a messenger RNA of Erigeron canadensis, 4327 nucleotides long. RefSeq names its product putative late blight resistance protein homolog R1C-3. Lineage: Eukaryota; Viridiplantae; Streptophyta; Magnoliopsida; Asterales; Asteraceae. The transcript has 5 exons. Gene Ontology annotation, molecular function: ADP binding. Bases 17 to 2851 code for a protein of 944 amino acids. The record is from RefSeq and is a predicted model, not a curated record. Gene Ontology annotation, biological process: defense response to other organism.
UUAGUCAUUCGGGGUGAUGGCUGUUGCCACUGAUCGGCUACUGAAACGCCUAGUAAGGUUACGUACUAAAGCCGAAGACAUUCUAAUGAAACAAAUGUUAAUGGAUGUUUCAGAAGUUUAUGAGUUUACUCCUCUAAUCGAAUCUUUGUCCUUCAAAAAUCUAUGUAAGAAAGCAAUGUCAGUUUGUAUAAUUGACCCACUAUGGAGAAUUGUACAUCUUUCAGCUCCUGAAUUGAUUAGGUUUCUUCAUCAAGAAGAAGAAGAAGGAUAUGCUUCUUUAGAUGUUAGUUGGUUAAAGUCUUUACCUACGAUCCUUUGCGAGCUUCGAGCUGUAUUAGAGCGUGUAGAUGGUAGAAACUGGGGCUUUUUUGACAGGCGUUUGUGGUUUGAGGUGAAUCAAGAUGAAGAAGUGAAGGGUAUGCUAGAAAAGAUUAGAGGUACGCUAGCUGAUUACGUUCCUAUUUUCGUUAACACAGCUCUAAGUAGCAAUGAUGUAAAAGAAGAAUUGAAGACUGUGAUUGACGUAAUGUUAAUACUUUGUAUUGAGUUAAUGGACCCAGAUGAGGAAUUUGUCGUGUUUGAUGUUAAGUCGAGGAGACUACUCGAGUGUGGAUAUGCAGAAAGUCAGGUUGAACUACUUUCCUUGACUGGUAGAUUACCGAUGAAACGAAAUGUAGAUGAAGAAGAAACUGUUGUAGGGUUUGAGGAUGAUACCAUCAAACUACUUGAUAGGCUUACCGGGUAUUCAAAGAAGCUGGAGAUUAUCACAAUAUUAGGAAUGCCAGGUCUCGGUAAAACUACCUUGGCCAGAAGAUUGUAUGGGGAUCCUUAUAUCGUAUAUUUCUUUCAUAUUCGUGCCUGGUCUUGUGUUUCUCAAGACUACGUGAAGAGGGAUGUUUUACUUGGUGUUUUAAGUUCUUUUCGGCAGCUUACACACAUUAUUCGAUGUAUGAGCGAUGAGCGGUUAGGGGAACAAAUAUACAGAGAAUUAAAGGGUCAAAGGUAUUUGGUGGUUUUGGAUGAUAUUUGGGACAAUAAAGCCUGGAAGGAGUUGAUAAUAUAUUUUCCAGAUGACAGAAAUGGGAGCAGGAUAUUGGUAACCACCCGAAACAAUAACCUGGAAUUGGAGGCAUCGCCCCACAGGUUACGCUUGCGUACAGCACGUGAAAGCUGGCGUAUUUUGCAGACAAUGAUUUUCAAAAAUGGAAAUAGUCCUUGGAGAUUGCAUGAUGUUGGAAAGCAGAUAUCUAGAAAAUGUUGCGGCUUGCCUCUUGCACUUUCUAUAACUGCAGGACUUUUAAGGAGUAGGUGGACACGAGCUUCUUGGAAAGAAGUUGCUGAGAGUUUAAGCGAUUACAUUGUUAGCGACCCAAAUCAGUACAUGGAUGCUCUUUCUUUAAGUUAUAAUCAUUUGCCUCAACAAUUACGACCAUGCUUUCUAUAUCUUGGAGCAUUUCCAGGAGAUUGUGAUAUUCCAGUUCACAAACUGAUUUGGUUAUGGGUUGCUCAGGGAUUCAUAGAUCAAACGGGGAGUAAAACUUUGGAGGAUGUUGCGGAGGAUUAUUUAAAGGACUUACUUGGUCGCAGUCUGAUAAUAGUUUCCAAAACGGGCGAUGAUGGACAAAUUAAAGCAUGUCAUGUCCAUGACCUAUUGCGAAGUUUGUGCUUGUGGAAAGCAAAGGAAGAGGGGUUCUCUCCAAUAAAUUACAGGUACGCACGUGUCUCUUCUGCAAUCUCUCCUGUCGUAGCUGUAGAACCUAAAACAACUUUGUCACGAGGUAGUUCUUCAGAGAAUUCUACUCAACAUGUCAACUUUGUUUUGUGCUGUCCAACAGAGUUAGGUGAAUGCUUUCAAGUGGGCAGACCCAUUGACAUUGAGACCUACAAAUUUCUAAGAAUACUAGAUAUUGAAUCAAUCUUUAUUUUCUCUUUUCCAAAUGAAGUACUAAAGCUAACUAAUUUGAGAUAUCUAGCACUUCAAGCUGAAAAUGGGAAUCCCCCCACAUCAAUAUCCAAUCUCAUACACUUACAAAUCUUGAUCAUAUCAUCAAGCAGUAAUAUUUCCGUACCUAGAAGUACGUGGGAUAUGGAAUGUUUAAGGCAUGUUUAUAUUAAGUCGGGUGAAAAUCUUAUUGAAGAUGCUUCUUCAGAUAAAUUGAAAAGAAUUUUAAACAAUAUCCAGACUAUUUCUGGUGUUUCACCUUCGCCUUCGUGCCUGGGUAUUUUGAAUAGAACUCCCAAUCUUAGAAAGCUUGGUUUUUGUGGACCUUUAGUAUCAAAUUUUGGGGUAUUGGAGUUUCCAAGUAUAUUUUCUUUGAACUGCCUUCAAGUGUUGAAGUUAAAAAAUACAAAGAUGUAUCAUGCACCAGUGAAAGCAUGCAGCCCCUUCAUGUAUCCUGAAAAGCUUAAGAGGCUAACCUUGUCAAAUACGGAUCUAGGCUGGAAUGAGAUGCAAACAUUUGGGUUACUACCGAAUCUUGAAGUUCUAAAAUUGAAUGUUAGUUCUUGCAUUGGAGAAAAAUGGGAAACAAGUGACUUGGGAUUUCCAAACCUUAAGAUUCUGAAGUUGCAAGACUUGGAUGUUGUGAGAUGGGAAACUUCAAGUGCUCACUUUCCAAAGCUUCAACGGUUGGUUGUGCGCCAUUGUUCAAGGCUUGAAGAUAUUCCGGCUAGUAUUGGUGACAUAUUGACACUAGAAUUGAUCGAGGUCAGUUGGUGCUGUGAAUCUACUGCCCAAUCUGCAAGAACCAUUCAGAAAGAACAGGAGAGAAACGGAAAUGAUUUCCUUAAAGUCAUUACGUCCAUGCACAGGGAUCUGCAAGGAAAGAGGAAAAGACAAAGUUAUAAUUGAUUAUAUAUAUCCUCUUCAGAUUCAACUGUCUUAAAUUGUGGAUAUUACAACAAGCUCUGAGUUAGGAGAUGUAGUUGGUUAUGUGACCGGUAUUUGAAGACCUGCCAAGAAUGGUGCAGAGACAGUUGAUUUUAAUCUCACUAAUAAACGGUAUGACAAUAUAAACUAUUCCGUAUGUGUGACCAUUGAUAUACUAUCUACAUGAAUGAGCCUUGCUGCAGCUUUCGGUCGGGUUGUUACCAAUGUUCCAAUCACUUCUGACACAGGAGGUUCCAUAAUCCUACAUUCCGAUACAAGUACGAGUGUAUGACAUUGCAUGGAAGAAUACAAUGUCUUAUUGGCCUAAAAGUACAAUCUGUUGGAAGCCUGGAAUAGACGGAGCUGGUGAUGCUGUUGUUGUUAAAGGAAAGGCGUAGGGAGUUUCUAGCAUUUCGAGGCCCGCAAAAUGUCUAUUGAAGAAUUUAUGUCAAUACUUCCUACAUAAUGGCAAUGAUUUUCCUUCCUAAAGCAAUUUAUAGAGCUAGGAAAAGGAUUUAUAGCUCGAUCAAUUGGUUUUAGAAACACAGCGGGUCCAGUAAAGCAUCAAGCGGUAGCUUUAAAGUACAGUCAGAUCAUUCUAUAUUCCUGAACUGUCGUAUGGAGGGAAAUUAAGAUACCUUAUAUGUGCAAACACAGAGGCUAUUCGUUAGUGGAGGCUACAUAAUGGGUACAAUAGAAUUCAUAUUGGGGGAUGCUGCUGCAGUGCUCCAAACAUGUGACAUUAUGAUCAGAAAGUCAAUGGAGAAUCAGAAGAACGCAGUAACUGCUCAAGGAAGAAUAGACAAGCAUGAAAUCACCUGAAUAGUGUUACAGAAAUGUUAAAUUUCCGAGGAUUCUUCACUUGCGCCUAAAAGGUAAAAAAAUUCGGGAUACCUUGGAAGGUCGUGGAAAGAGUACUCUAGAACGAUAGUGAUGGAAUUGGAGAUUGGUGAUGUCAUUCAACCAGAAGGUUGGCUACCAUGGGACAAAAACUUUGCGUUUUAAACACUUUAUUAUGCAGAGUAUAACAACAUAGGUGCAAGAUCCCAGGCAAAGGUAGAGUCAAGUGGCCAGGUUAUCAAGCGAGUUUUAAGACACACGAGGCAAUUUAUAUAAGGAGAAAGCUGGUUGAAAUGCGGCGAUAUUCCUGUGCUUCUAGGAUCUUUUAACUAGCUAGCUAGCACAAAGAUGGUUUACGAUAUAAAAACUAAAAAUGGAACUUCAUCCCCAGUGCAACGAUCAUCUCGGCUAGCAUGAGCCUCAUUGCAAGUGUACGUGAGUCACUAGGAUGAACAAUGAAGAUUCGCACAAGGAGAUAAAUAUGAUUGUAACUGAAGAAUGAAACAUGAUUGUAAGAAGUUCAUAAUGCUGAUUGUUUGUUAAAGUUCCGUAACUAAUUUAAUCUAUAGCUCAAGAGAUCAUUAAUAGCAGAGGAUGGCUUGAUUUCCUUCGUUUUUA